UUAAACAGCUCCAGGGCAGGGACCAGACAGCGAAAACCGUCAUCGCAAUCGGCUGCGAAGAUUACAGCGGUAACUUCUUAUCCAACUUCACAGCGACACUCACGGAAAUUGCCAACACUUACACGGUCGACAUUGUAAUUGCCAUGAGUUCGGUGGAACAGAAGAGUUACAUGGGAUUCUGUAAUGCCCUGCCGCCCACCGUGUUGACGUCCACGAUCCCACGUUGCGAAGGUCUGCUUUGCGCAAACGGCGACUUCACAAGCAAGGCCAAUAAUUACUUGGGCGAUGACGUAUCAGGCUACGGCGUUCUAUCCAAUGCAUCGAAAGUCGUCGCGAUGAGCGAGUACAACGACUCGGUGGCUUUCAAGUUCAAGACUGGACUAAGGCAGCAAGGCAUUCGUGAGCGUACUGCGUGGCUCUUCUACAACGUGGACCUGCUGGACUUCGAUAACAAGUGCCCCGAGCCUACGUACACGGUCCUCAGACUGUUUUGUCUGGAGUUGAAAGGUCCGAGCGAUCAAAGGUGCCAGUGACAGAAGAGCAUCUUCGUUAAGUUGACAUGGCCGUCACCUUUCUGCAUGUACUAAGAAAAUUAAAAAAAGGAAUAAAUUA
This is a messenger RNA of Dermacentor andersoni, 612 nucleotides long. RefSeq lists its product as uncharacterized. The record is from RefSeq and is a predicted model, not a curated record. Lineage: Eukaryota; Metazoa; Arthropoda; Arachnida; Ixodida; Ixodidae.